UAAAUACAGCUGAAGUGCUUUGUUAUAGUUAUAAUAGUGAAAGCCAUUGUGAAGUAAUUACGAUAGUUCAAGAUGAAGUCGUUGGAGUUGAUCGUCACCGGCGUCCUGAUACUCCACAUCCUGAACCCUUCUGAUGGCAUACUCCAACCUAGCAGAGAGCUGUUCAACGUACUAUCGAAACUUGAGUAUCUCCAAAAGAGCGAUGAUCCUUGCGGCUCUCCGGAAGUCCUAAUCUCCAUGUUGAAAGGCAAUGAAUCGGUAAAACCUUCUCAACUCGGAAUGAUGCUGGCCUCCAUGGACAGGAUAACCGACAUGACCGAUCCCCCAGAUCUGAAUUCGGUCUUCGGUUUCCACGACCAAAAUAUUAAAAGAAACAUUAUGUCAGAGCAACGAGCAGCUCGGUACUGGGAGUGGAAGUCCCAACUACAAGUCUACCUGUCAACCAUCAACGCUCUCUACGACCGCUUCACCACCCUCCGGAAGGACGAGGGGCCCAUUAAUGUUGACAAUUGGAUGGCCCUGGCUACCGACAUCGAGAACACCAUGCGGUCCAACCUGACCGCGUUCCGCGCGGAACUUCUGAACGGCCGAAAUGUAGCGAUAGGCCGUACCGUGCUGAACGACUUCAUCCAGUCACGCGAUAACUCGCUGGACUUUAGCUGCGAGGCAAUCUUCGCCCUGAAUGGGUUUUUCAAUCAGUUGUUGAACCUGGUGUUUACCACACAAAUGAAGGCGAUGGUUCCCCAGAUUUUUGCGACAUUACUGCGAGACUGUAGUGGCACUGUCUGGAGAGAUAACCUGAAUAGGCUGGCCAUCGAAUACAAAGACGGAUACCUAGAAAUUGUGAGAGGUCUGGAAAAGAAGCUAGACUAUAUCAGGAACGAUAUGCUCCCAUGUGAUCCAUUCAGUUUCGAACCUAUUAAAGAUCCGACUAAGUAUGAGCUAGAGGACUCAGAGCACAUCUCACUUAUACAAUUUUGGGAUCCUGAAGGUCACAAGAGCUGUUCAGACGUUCGGAAGAACGAAGAGAUGAGGUUUAUGUCCAUGAGUGACGAGUGUAGGGGCAAUUUAUAUGAUUGCGAUUAUGUUAAGCUGCGAGAAAGGUAUCGACUGGAAAAACUUUUGAAGUGGCAGAAGUGGAUUACAGCAUCACAUGUUAAAUAUGGAGAUACUUCUAAGGACUGUCUUAGUUUUAUGUCUAAUCACUAUAUUAGGGAGAGGGAUCCUACCAUAAGUCAUUGUCUUUGCAAGUGUAACGAGAAUCUUAAUCACAUAAGUGUUACACCAGUUAUGACGGAUCGAUCAGCUGAUAUGGUUGUAACUGGUUUUCGAUUUGUUCUUGAAAACCGAGUUCUUUACGUACAAGCGAAACAAGGAAAGUUGCUUCCUGGUGAGAGGAUUGAUCCUGCAUCGGUAGAGUGGAUUCCCCUGCCAAAGAAUCCAAAGGUGGUACCGUUAAAUUCCCAAAACGGCAAGUUUCAUAUCGGUGACGUAAUGGCCGACAUGAACGAGGUGCCAGUUGGAAUUUCAUUCGUCCAAAGCAACAAUAGCUUCUACCUUCAGAUGUAUACGACUUCGUAUGUGUUCAAUCGAGGCAUCUCUGGGACGUCCAUUCGCGAGGUUCCUCCUCCCCAUCGAGAUGACCCCGAGAAAUAUGUCGAAUUUCAAUUGUCUAAUCGAGCGCAUAAGAAAGGACAACCAGUGCUCCCAUUGAUAGAUGCAAGAAUUGCUGAGGCUAAGUCACCAGCACUAGUACGGGGUUUAGGAAUUGCAUACGACCACCAAAACGGGGGGAAGUUUUCCCCGAAAAUUAUUGGCUUGGAUUACGCAGAUAUAUUUCAAAAAAUUGAAAAUCGAACAUUAUGCAUUUAAGAUGUACCCAAAUAUUCUACAAUUGCGAUAGUGAUUGAUUAAAUAAAUAAAUAUUUUCUUCAAGCAAA
Molecule: messenger RNA, 1940 nt
Organism: Diachasmimorpha longicaudata
Lineage: Eukaryota; Metazoa; Arthropoda; Insecta; Hymenoptera; Braconidae
Exons: 9
Coding region: 73-1872 (599 amino acids)
Source: RefSeq, a predicted model, not a curated record